This is a messenger RNA of Sesamum indicum (sesame), 2593 nucleotides long. Its product is annotated as exocyst complex component EXO70A1. Lineage: Eukaryota; Viridiplantae; Streptophyta; Magnoliopsida; Lamiales; Pedaliaceae. Gene Ontology annotation, cellular component: exocyst. Gene Ontology annotation, biological process: exocytosis. The record is from RefSeq and is a predicted model, not a curated record. Gene Ontology annotation, molecular function: phosphatidylinositol-4,5-bisphosphate binding.
UCUCUCUCUCUCUUGACUAUUUUCUCCGUGUUUUCUCUCUCUAGUCUUUCCUUCAGAACCAGACAGGGAUUUGGAGAGAGGAAAGAAAUGGGAAUUCCGGCGAGACGUGGUGGUGGUGGAGGUGGCGGAGGAGUGGUGGGGGUCGAUAUGCUGAGUGACAGAGCAGCACAGAUGAGAGAGGCUCUGGUGAAGAGCCAGUCAAUCACGGACAAUAUGGUCUCGAUUUUGGGCUCCUUUGACCACCGCCUCUCCGCCCUUGAAACCGCCAUGCGCCCGACCCAGAUUAGAACACAUGCGAUUCGGAGGGCUCAUGAAAACAUUGAUAAAACUCUGAAGGCUGCUGAGGUCAUAUUAUCACAAUUUGACAUUUCUCGCCAGGCUGAAGCAAAAAUACUUAAAGGGCCACAUGAGGACCUAGAGAGUUAUCUUCAAGCAAUUGAUCAGCUAAGGAAAAACAUUCAAUUUUUCAGCAACAACAAAAGCUUCAAGAGUAGUGAUGGAGUGCUCAACCACACGAAUAAUUUACUUGCCAAAGCUAUAUCAAAGCUGGAAGAGGAGUUCAAACAACUUUUGUCGUCUUACAGCAAAGCUGUGGAACCGGAACGACUUUUUGAGUGCCUCCCCAAUUCUAUGCGGCCAUCAUCAGGAUCACCCGGAGAUUCUAGCAGCAAACUUCCAUCAUCAAAUAGUCAUUCUGAUCAAAACAAUAGUGCAGAAAACUCUGUAUAUACUACACCAACACUAAUUCCACCUCGAAUUUUGCCUUUGUUGCAUGAUUUAGCGCAACAGAUGGUUCAAGCUGGAAACCAACAGCAGUUACAGAAAAUAUACAGGGAUACCCGUUCUCCAGUUUUGGAAGAAAGCCUUCGCAAAUUAGGAGUAGAAAAGCUUAGCAAAGAUGAUGUUCAAAAGAUGCAAUGGGAAGUUUUGGAAGCUAAGAUUGGGAAUUGGAUUCAUUUUAUGCGAAUUGCUGUCAAGUUGUUGUUUGCUGGAGAACGUAAAGUUUGUGAUCAAAUUUUUGAGGGCUUUGAUCCUCUCAUGGAUCAAUGCUUUGCUGAAGUUACUGCUGGGAGUGUUGCAGUGCUACUUAGCUUUGGAGAUGCUAUUGCCAAAAGCAAGCGAUCCCCUGAAAAGUUAUUUGUGCUUUUAGAUAUGUAUGAAAUCAUGAGAGAGCUUCACUCAGAGAUAGAAGCUCUUUUUAGAGGUAAAGCUUGCAAUGAUAUUAGAGAAUCUGCCUUGGGAUUGACAAAAAGGCUUGCCCAAACUGCACAAGAGACUUUUGGUGACUUUGAAGAAGCAGUUGAAAAGGAUGCUACUAAAACUGCUGUUGCAGAUGGGACUGUCCACCCUCUGACAAGCUACGUGAUUAACUAUGUGAAAUUCUUGUUUGACUACCAAUCAACAUUGAAGCAACUUUUCCAAGAAUUUGAAAAUGGAGAUGGUUCAAAUUCUCAGCUGGCUGCUGUUACAAUGCGAAUCAUGCAGGCUCUUCAAACCAACUUGGAUGGGAAAUCUAAACAAUAUAGAGAUGCCUCUCUGACUCACCUGUUUCUCAUGAAUAACAUUCAUUAUAUGGUCAGAUCAGUCCGCAGAUCUGAAGCCAAAGAUUUGUUAGGGGAUGAUUGGGUUCAGAGACAUCGGAGAAUUGUGCAGCAACAUGCAAAUCAGUAUAAGAGGAUUGCUUGGGCAAAGAUUCUUCAGUGCCUUUCGGUUCAAGGCCUGACAUCAUCUGGAGGUGGUAGUGCUGUUAGUGCUGAUGGAGGAAAUAGUAGUGGAGUUUCUAGAGCAAUCAUCAAGGACAGAUUGAAGACAUUUAAUAUCCAAUUUGAAGAGCUUCAUCAAAGACAAUCUCAGUGGACUGUUCCAGACACGGAGCUUCGGGAAUCUCUGAGGCUUGCUGUUGCUGAAGUUUUGCUUCCAGCAUACCGAUCUUUCAUUAAACGUUUUGGGCCAUUGGUUGAGAACGGUAAGAACCCCCAGAAGUACAUUAGAUACACGCCAGAGGAUCUCGAACACAUGCUUGGUGAAUUUUUUGAGGGCAAGACAUUGAAUGAGCCAAAACGUUAGAUUUUGAUUCAGCUCUACUCUUCACCAUAGGCUUUUCGGUCCUUGGAUCUUAUCAUCACCUUCAGAUGCAUUAGAGCCCAAUUUCUACCCGUGGAUUGACAGGUGUUCUUGCUGUGCAACCUAUACAAAAUGUUGCGGUCGCAUACAAUAACAGAGGAAUAAGGUAAAAAGAAGAUGUAGGGUUGUCUUGGAAGCAUCAUGUCAAUAAUAUGGAUCCUUGUAUAUCCUUGUGUUGUUUUUCCCAUGUCUAUUAUCAAGAAUUUGAAGCUGUUUACUUGUGUUGUAGUAUUGUACAGUGAAGUGUUUUGACAGAUCACCUGUUCUUUGGUGGAGAAUGAUUUUUCAAAGUUACUAGCUAUUAUCUUCAUAUGUGAAAUUCAUAGCCUAAAACUAUUGUUAGAUUGGAGGAGUGGGUGGUGAAAACCAAACCACGAGUUCUCGUGGCAAUUGAAUUUGCCAGAACUUUGGUUAAGUGGGAAAUGACUUGAUGUUAUAUGUGUCCGUUAUCGUUCAAGUUCAUACAUUA